This is a messenger RNA of Python bivittatus (Burmese python), 2655 nucleotides long. It is a transcript of the gene MIIP, whose product is annotated as migration and invasion inhibitory protein. Lineage: Eukaryota; Metazoa; Chordata; Lepidosauria; Squamata; Pythonidae. The record is from RefSeq and is a predicted model, not a curated record. Gene Ontology annotation, biological process: negative regulation of cell migration; negative regulation of G2/M transition of mitotic cell cycle.
CCGGAGGCGUUCGGAAGCUUGGCUUUUGCUACAUAGUAAGCAACGGACGCGGGAGUGAAUGAUUCUCCAGGCUGGCUGCCCAGCUCCAGCCCGGCCGUCGCCCUCCGUCUUCCUCGCCCGGCUUCGGGGGCGCAAAGAUGGACCUGCAGCAGCUCCGCCACUUAAACCAAGACCUCUUGCGGAGGCUGAAGGCAAACCAAGAAGCGAUCAGGAAACGGCUCCCCGCCACGCUGGCCUCCCCGUCGGCGACGCCUGAGCGCAAACGGGCGCCCGGUUCCACGAAUGGGAUCCGGCUGCCGUUUUGCACAGACGUGGAGGGGGCCACCCUGAGCGUUCCAGCGGCAGGGAGCCCCCCCGGGGCCCGGCGGGGGGUCGGCUCUCCCUUGCGAGGCACCCGGUCGCAGAGAGAAGGGCGCUCCCCGAGCCGUGGGCCGCUCAGCUCCCCCAGCGUGAUCGUUGUGCCAUCUGGCGAAGCUGAAAGUGGAAGCGAGGAAGCAGCGAAGGAGGGUGCCCCCCGAAAGUCGCCCCCUGGGGCUCUGCGCAGCGCGGAGGAGAGAAAGAAGGCGAGGGGCAGAGAGGAGCUGGCCCAAACCCCGGCGGAAGAGAGGGGGAGGCAGGGGGCUUCUGCUCGGAUGCCGCAGACCCCCAAGUCCAUUCUGCUUACACCGGGGGGCAAGCAUGCCAAGGCGAGGAAGAAGAAGGAAGCUGGGCACGUGACGUUUGUCUCCGACGCCGAGGAGCCUUUGAUCCCAGCGGACAGCCUGUCCGCGCGCCCCUUCCUGGGCUACGACUGGAUCGCAGGGCUGCUGGAGAUGGAUACGUCCCUGUCUGAAAAACCCGAGGAAUAUUUUGCGGAGCUGCAGAAUUUCCGGCAGGUGAACAGGGAGGCUUGCAUCCGUGACCAGGAUUUACAGUUGGAAGACGUGAAUUCUUCAGCCCUGGAUCGGGAGACAGAAACAGAUGUGACUUCCCAUCAAUGUGUCUUCUGCUAUCGGUUGAAUAAACGACUUUUUACGGUGCCGAUGGAUCCAGAAUCGGCCUGCCCCGUUUGCAAAACCCCACGGGCUGAAAAGCCCCCCGAAACGCUGGUGGAACCAGCUUUUAUUAGAAUUAGCAUCCCGAGAGCUACCUUUCUCCCCGCAUACAAGCACAAAAUCCAUCGGCGGAAAAGUUACGAGAUGGAAGACAAUUUGGCCCUGCCCUCGCACUGCCUUGCUGGUUGGGAAAACCCCAUGGGCGUUUCCACCCCCGCCCUCAGCAGCCUGGAUCUUCAUUCAUCCCUGGAUUCUCAGGGUCCACAUCAGAAUUCUGGCUCUAGGGUGUCAGGUGGAACCAGGACAGACGAACUGCUUGACCUCUCUCGAGUGGUGGAAUUUGAACUCAGCAGCGUCCCUUGGAAGCAGACUCACCUAAAGCCGCCACGCUGCAAAGCAACUUUCCAUUAAAACCACAUCCAGUUUGUAUCGAUUGUGCCGUCUCUUUUUGCUUGGAACAGGGAACCACAGAGCAAUAGGACAUUUCGUGUGAACGCCCACGGUCCCUGAACUGGUAGGCUUUGUAAAUUGUUUAGUUCAAGAAUGGCAGGGUGAGUCAUUUUGUUUUUUAAAAAUCCGCAUUUUAAUUUUUUUAAAGGAACUUUGCCUUUUGGUCCACGUGGCGUACGAAAAGACACCCACACCCACCAACACCUUUUGGGGGAAAGACAAUAACAGUUAAAAAUCAUACACCUUUUGGACGGGAGGGGAGAGUUGACCUGUGCUGUGUGCAUUUUUAAAGUACCUCUUUUAAAAAAGAAUCAAUAAAUAUUCCUUUGAAGGCUGCGUCUUGAGAAGCGGCAAGCAUCUUUCAGGAACACGGAAUGAAGAGUAAUGCAGAGAAGCGGGUCAUAAAGCGUGAAAAAUAAAUAAAACAAUAAAAAACAGGGCACGGGGAAAAAACUAGCACGGAUAUUUGACACGUUGGAGGGGAGGUGAAACCUCCUUUGGACCCAGGGGGAGACCGAUCUCUGGAGGGGGCACUCACUUCUGAAAUCACGGAGACCCAAAUGCAGAUAAACAGGUUUGGAAAGCCGGCCAACCUGGGCCAGGAGCGUUCCAAAGAUGCUGUGGCUGUUGGCAGCCGCUGAUUGGCUCCUUCCCCGUUGCCACGGUGACGGGUACGUAACCUCCUUUGCUCUGUGGUCCAGAAUUGGAGCCCCUUUGGAUGAGACAAAGCGGACGAUGCUGAUUUGGUUCAGUUCGGAGUUAUGGCUUCUCAGAUACGUCGGCGGCGCUAGCCUCCCACCGGCUCUCGGUAAAGGAUCGCGGCGUUUUAGAAUAAAUUCUAAUAGUUAUUUCCACCUUUGCAAGUCCGGGGGUGCCCGCAAUGCUUUGCAACUCAUUUUCCAGAAGAGAGAAGGGGGUGGUGCCGUUGGGCAUCCGUGGCCCGUUGGCAGGCGAGCUUUUCUUUUGGUGGGUUCCCAGCGGCUGCCAGAACGUGCUGAAACGCCGAUUUCCCAUAUGACGAAAGGGGGAAAAAUGCAUGUUUAUUCAUGUCAUCUUUUAGCACACACCUGUACGGGCUGCAAGCAGACCGCCCCAAAGAUGGAGGGAACCGCAGGCCUUCCCGCCUGCCGUCGAUCUCAGCAUCAAAGCGACAUUUAGUGGAACCAGCAGG